AUGAACUCCCUCCGUGUCGCCCGAACUGCUCUCAGAGCCCGUUCCUCCACCUUCAGGACUGCCCAGCCGCUCCUGAAGCGCACAUAUGCCGAUGUCGCGCCCGACAAGAUCCAGUUGACUUUGGCUCUGCCGCACCAGGCUAUCUACAAGUCGCAGGAUGUCGUGCAGGUGAACAUCCCAGCCGAGUCCGGAGAGAUGGGUGUUCUUGCCAGCCACGUUCCUUCCAUCGAGCAGCUUAAGCCAGGUCUUGUUGAGGUCAUUGAGGAGAGCGGUGGCAGCAAGCAAUUCUUCUUGUCCGGUGGUUUCGCGACCGUCCAGCCAGGCUCGAUCUUGAGCAUCAACGCCGUCGAGGGAUACCCACUCGAGGACUUCAGCGCGGAUGCCGUGAGGAAUCUGAUCGCUGAGGCACAGAAGAUUGCCGGCGGUAGCGGUAGCGAGCAGGAUGUCGCUGAGGCUAAGAUUGAGCUCGAGGUUCUCGAGAGUCUGCAAGCCAACCUCAAGUAG
Molecule: messenger RNA, 504 nt
Organism: Fulvia fulva
Lineage: Eukaryota; Fungi; Ascomycota; Dothideomycetes; Mycosphaerellales; Mycosphaerellaceae
Product: ATP synthase subunit delta, mitochondrial
Exons: 6
Coding region: 1-504 (167 amino acids)
Biological process (GO): proton motive force-driven ATP synthesis
Molecular function (GO): proton-transporting ATP synthase activity, rotational mechanism
Source: RefSeq, a predicted model, not a curated record